CACAUUCGCUGCUAAUGCUAUCACGUGAACUUUGAUGAUGUUUCUCCAGAAGACUACAUGCAUGCAUAGGUCUUUGCUCUGAUGUGCUCUGAUGUACUCUGUGUGUCCCCAUGCAUCUGUGAACGGCCCAAGCUCACCGCCCCGUGCCCUAUCGUGACAUUUGGACUUCUCCAAAUACAGAGCAGCCUAGAAGGGAAAUGACAGCCUUGGCCGCGAGGUAACUAGCCGAAACUGUACUCAUAUCCGACGCUCGCAAAUGCCCGUUGAAAUCAACAAAUCUGCUGGACCCGCAUGACUGACUGUUCCAAGACUUUUUCGCCGACCUCCGAUGGCCGAAUGGAUAGGCGGAGCACAUAUAACAUAACCUGGCCUGACCUCUGGCACCUCUCCCGACGAUCGCAGCCACCCAGCAAGCCAGCCAGCCAGCACGGUCCCCCAGCUAUCCCGCAAGUUUUGUUUUGCAAACAACAUCAACCAACCACGUCAUAUAAUUCUCCGCGGCGGCACUGAGCUCCACCUUGAAAGGAUUCCACAAAAUUAGUAGCAACCCCCUAGAAAAUCCAACAUGACAUCCUCCACUACCCCAACGGAAUCUGAGAUCUACAUCUCCACUUUCCUUUCCGACAAUCCCGACUUGGAUCAAGAGCUUGGGGACGUGUCUGUCAUGACCGAUCGCUACACGAAUGCGGAAUGGGCCGCCCAGAUUGCCGAGACGCAAAGGAAAGUGCUGCAUGAGAUCGAGAAGAGGAGCUAUCCGGGAGGGAAAAGUUGGGCCUAUGAGGUUCCCAAGACUGCGAGCAGCGAGUUUGCGCAGACCAUCGACCACACCGUCCUGAAGUUGGACGUGAAGAAGGAGGGUGUUGAUGCGCUUUGUAGCGAAGCCAGGACCGAGGGGUUCAAGAGCGUCUGCGUACGCCUUCCAUGGGUGCAACGUUGCGUGUCAAACCUCAAAGGCUCCCCCGUCGUCGUAGCCUGUGUUGUAGGUUUCCACGAAGGAACCCAAGACACCUAUUUCAAGCUACGCGAAGCGCGAGCUGCCGUCAAAGCAGGCGCUGCCGAACUUGAUAUAGUCCUCAAUCACAGCAUUCUUACGCGACACAACUCGCCAUCAUCCCCCACCCGACCUAAUGCCCCUCUCCCACGAGACUCAACAGCCGAUUCCGUCACAGCCGCAAACACAGCUGUCAAUGCACGUCCACUCACCGGCUCCGUCGCUGCCAGUGGUCCCUACUCUGUCCCGGGAGCAUCCAUUGCCUCUCCCACGUCUACCAGCUCGCGCUUCGCCUCAUCUUCUUCGCGUACCUCUGACCAGGGAGAAGAAGAUGACGUCUCUAUCCCAGACUACAGCGCCAUCUACCGUGAACUCGCUUCCCUGCGGUCUCUUUGCCCUUCCCCAACUGUGCUGAAACUCAUCCUCGAAACCUCGCAGCUGACUGAAGCACAAAUCCUUGCUGCUUCGCACCUCGCCGCUGCCGCGAAUAUUGAUUUCAUUAAGACGUCCACUGGCUUCAAUGGACCUGGCGCGACGCUGCCGCACGUACAGCUCAUGGUCACCGCGGCUGAGUACCUCUCCACCAAGACGCUGUCAAACAACGGCAGCCCUGUGCGUGGCGGCGGACGCAAAAUGGAGGUCAAAGCUUCUGGUGGGGUGCGAGACCUGCAAGCUGCGAAGCAGAUGCUGGCUGCUGGUGCUACGCGGUUAGGGACGAGCAGUGGAGUGUGGAUUAUGCAGGAGGGAAGGAAAGUUGUUGAAGCCGAGAAAGAAGGUGGCGGUGAAGGCGGUGAAGGCGGUGUGCGACCGCCUGCUACGAGAUUGUAUACCGAUAAUUCGAUCGAGGAUGCUUAUUGAGGAUUUCAUUUGAACUAGGUCAU
Molecule: messenger RNA, 1872 nt
Organism: Periconia digitata
Lineage: Eukaryota; Fungi; Ascomycota; Dothideomycetes; Pleosporales; Periconiaceae
Source: the annotation of a GenBank genome assembly